GGUGUGGGUUCGGUUGCUUGGUUCGGUCCGGCGGCACCAGCUCAGCCCCAUGGCUGACUCCGAGGAGUUUCGGGCUUCUUCUUCGCCGCCGCCCCCGCCUCCCUCGUCUCCGUCGUCAGGCGCCUCUUCGUCGUCCCUCAGCAUGCCAGUGAGUUUGGGCUGGCGGGAUCCGAGCCGGAGCCACGGUCCAACGGUGGACCCGCUGGAGCAAGUGGAGCUGCAGAUCGGAGACGCGGCAUUUUCAUUAACUAAACUUCUUGAAGCCACAUCUGCGGUAUCAGCUCAAGUGGAAGAACUUGCCCUGAAAUGUACAGAAAAUGCGCGUUUCCUUAAAACGUGGCGGGACCUCCUGAAAGAAGGCUAUGAUUCUCUGAAACCCGACAACUGACUUGCAGAUGUAGUUGCUUAGUGACUCACACAUAAGAUAUUUGCACGUGGACCACAUGUAUGGGGCUGCCUGUCUCCAGACAUUUAUACUGAGAAUGAAAUUUUUCUUGGUAUUCUUGACUUUGUGAAAGCAGAAUACUAGACCCUCUUAUUUGCUUAUGUGUUUUCUCUGAUAUGGCAGUAUUUACCUUAAUUGCUUUCUGCCCUCUAAACUUUGGUCGACUCCUUUAUGAAAGCUCAUUCCAUCAGUAAGUAAUUGUCAUACUAGUGCCUCCCUGCAACCAGGUCAUUAUUUGUUUUGUGAGAAGAUGAGAGAAAUGCUUGAGUUGGGAGUUGAGCUUGGCGUGUCUCCUAAGGCAGGCGAUGAGGAUUUCCUGUGCAUGGUCCAGCUCCGCAGGACACCUGAGACUGGUGGUGGCGCUUUAUUUACUUCCUUAUCCCAAUACCCACAGCCAGGUCACAACACUGUCUGUGAAUAAGACUCGAUGAGUAUGAUUCAAAGCUACUUUUGAUUCCUAUUUUUUAGGAUGAAGACUGUUUCUCUAAGAAAAUUGUAUGAAUCUAAACUUCAUUGACUUGAAGGAAAACCUCUCUCUCACUCUCCAUAUAUAUAUUUUAAUGGGAAUUUGACAUUUUUUUCUGUCUUGAAGCAGUCUUUCUGUCUUAGUCUCUUAAGGGCCAGGACUACUGGUAUGCAAAACAGUUUUGAAUUUUGAUGAUCUUAAAAUAAUAUUUUUCUCAUUCUAUAACUCUAUUUUUAAAAAGCCUUUAUUUCAUAAAAUGAAAACUUUUAUAGAAUACAUGCUUUUUUUUUCUAUUUUUAUAGUUAGCUGCUUUCAUAGUUAAUGUUUCUUUUGUUGGUGUUCUAUAUGUUUGAUUGCUGUCUUUGAAAUACCUGAUCAAAUUUAUGGCUGUAUGCUAGGUAUUAUUUAAUGGAGCUUUGCAAGUUAUUUACAUAAUUCUAAAGUUGGUUUCCAGUGUAUCACAUGUAACUGUUUCUAUGGGUUUCUUAGCAAUUGAGGGUAGGUGUUAAGGUUCCACUUUAUCUGUACUGUGUUUUCUGUAUUAGUGCCAUCUAUCUUCAAGCCAUGUAGGACCUUGAUGCAUAGGACCUUGAAGUAUCUUUGAUGUGAUGUCUGUGUAGAUACAUUGAUGUGAAUAGAACUCUAUUCUAAAGUGUUACUGGGGAGCUAUGGUAGGGGACAAAUGGAUGGCAAAGACUAGUUUUGACAUAGUCAUAGUUAGUGAUUUUUUUUCCUUUAAAUUAAGCUCACACAACACAUAUGGUGUGAUUUCUGUACCAAAGAAUGCUUAUUUCUGUAUAAGAGAAAUAAUUAUAUAUUCUGAAAAUUGCAAUUUAAAAAUGUAUAAAAAAUAAAGAUUAUAAGUAAA
Molecule: messenger RNA, 1779 nt
Organism: Mastomys coucha (southern multimammate mouse)
Lineage: Eukaryota; Metazoa; Chordata; Mammalia; Rodentia; Muridae
Gene: CUNH4orf46
Product: chromosome unknown C4orf46 homolog
Exons: 2
Coding region: 50-388 (112 amino acids)
Source: RefSeq, a predicted model, not a curated record